This is a messenger RNA of Sungouiella intermedia, 879 nucleotides long. Lineage: Eukaryota; Fungi; Ascomycota; Pichiomycetes; Serinales; Metschnikowiaceae. The record is from the annotation of a GenBank genome assembly.
AUGUCAGAGUUUCAACUCAAGGCCGGAUUGGCCCAGAUGCUCAAAGGUGGAGUAAUCAUGGAUGUUGUAAAUGUGGAACAAGCCCAAAUCGCCGAAAGGGCCGGUGCAUGUGCAGUGAUGGCAUUGGAGAGAAUCCCAGCUGAUAUGAGAAAUUCGGGCCAGGUGUGUAGAAUGUCCGAUCCACACAUGAUUAAAAGUAUCAUGGAGGCAGUAUCCAUUCCUGUCAUGGCCAAGUGCAGAAUUGGCCAUAUCGUCGAGGCUCAAGUUCUCCAACAGUUGGGCGUGGAUUACAUUGACGAGUCUGAGGUGCUCACUCCAGCAGACAUGAAGGCACAUAUUCCCAAGAGCUCGUACAAAGUUCCAUUUGUCUGUGGAGCUAAAGACUUGGGUGAAGCAUUGAGAAGAAUCAAUGAGGGUGCAGCCAUGUUGCGCACUAAAGGUGAAGCUGGCACUGGAGACAUCUCUGAAGCCAUUAAACACAUUCGAAUUGUCACCGAGCAAAUCAGACACGUUUGCUCAUUGGCAGGUCAGAAUGACGAGCUCGACAAGUUGGCUGCAGAAUAUAGGGUUCCUCGUCGUCUUUUGGACCAGUUGGUGGAAUCGAAGGGAAAACUUCCAGUUGUGAAUUUCGCAGCCGGAGGAGUGGCUACCCCAAGUGACGCAGCAAUGUGCAUGCAGUUGGGAUGUGAUGGAGUGUUUGUCGGGCUGGGUAUCUUCAAGUCGAAAAACCCAGAAAAAUUGGCGAAGGCCAUUGUAGAUGCCGUCACCCACUACGAUGACCCACAAAAGAUAUUGGAGUGUUCUACGGAUUUGGGAGAGUUGAUGUUUGGUGUAAGUAUCGAUUCGAUUGCUCCUGAGAAGAGGCUCGCAGGUCGUUAG